AUGGGUGACGACAACAGAUCAUCUGUGGCAGAAUUCAUCUUCCUGGGCCUCUCACAGGACCCACAGACCCAAGUCCUGCUCUUCUUCCUCUUUCUCUUCAUCUACCUGCUCACUGUGCUGGGAAAUCUGCUGAUCAUCGUGCUCAUCCACUCAGACCCCAGACUCCACACUCCCAUGUACUUCUUCCUUAGGAACCUGUCCUUUGCCGAUCUCUGCUUUUCUACCACCACAGUUCCCCAGGUGCUUGUCCACUUCCUGGUGAAGAAAAAGACCAUUUCUUUUGCUGGAUGCUCAACACAGUUAGUUGUGUUACUUCUGGUUGGAUGUACAGAUUGUGCACUCCUGGCAGUAAUGUCCUAUGACCGAUAUGUUGCUGUCUGCAAGCCUCUGCACUACUCCACCAUCAUGACACACUGGGUAUGUGUCCAGCUGGCUGCAGGGUCCUGGGCCAGUGGUGCAUUUGUGUCCAUGGUGGAUGCCACCUUCACUUUGCGUCUCCCUUACCGAGGAAAUAAUGUCAUUAACCACUUUUUCUGUGAACCUCCUGCCCUCCUGAAGCUGGCUUCAGCAGACACCUACAGCACAGAAAUGGCCAUCUUUGCAAUGGGCGUGAUAAUCCUCCUAGCUCCUGUCUCACUCAUCCUCAUUUCCUAUUGGAACAUCAUCUCCACUGUGAUCCAGAUGCAGUCUGGGGAGGGGAGGCUAAAGGUCUUCUCCACCUGUGGUUCCCACCUCAUUGUUGUUGGUCUCUUCUAUGGCUCAGCAAUAUUUGCCUACAUGAGACCAAACUCCAAGACAAUGAAUGAAAAGGAUAAAAUGAUUUCAGUGUUUUAUUCAGCAGCGACCCCCAUGCUUAAUUCUAUCAUUUACAGCCUGAGGAACAAGGAUGUUAAAGGGGCUUUCAGGAGAAUAACUUCUAGAAUUAUAUUCUUUCACAAACAGUAA
Microtus oregoni (creeping vole) is the source of this 945-nucleotide messenger RNA. RefSeq names its product olfactory receptor 2D3-like. Gene Ontology annotation, molecular function: G protein-coupled receptor activity; olfactory receptor activity. The record is from RefSeq and is a predicted model, not a curated record. The transcript has 2 exons. Gene Ontology annotation, biological process: G protein-coupled receptor signaling pathway. NCBI's taxonomy places the organism in Eukaryota, Metazoa, Chordata, Mammalia, Rodentia, Cricetidae. The coding region runs from base 1 to 945 and encodes 314 amino acids. Gene Ontology annotation, cellular component: membrane.